CACAGUUCUCUAUUUCUCUCUCUUUUUCCCUUCUAUCUUCCUUCGCAUUUUUGCUUCUUCUUUUCACAGCCAUUUACUAGAUUCCUCUAAUUACCCAUUUCCUUUAUUUCCCCCCCUCAUUGGAUUGUACAAAGUCCCAGCUCAAAUACCCAUCUCUAAAUAUUUUUAUUUUCUUCUUUAUUUUUUGGCUUUUUUGUUGCUUUUCCCCUUAAUUAUGUUCUAUGGGCUGAUAAAAAAGAUAACAAAACUCUUCUGGGUAGUUUUCAUUAUUUAGCUUUUGCUUUGUUCUGCAAACUAAACUACCUUUCUGUUUUUUUUUUGUUCUUGUUGUUGCAGAGAAGCCUUUAAUGCCCUGUUGAAUAUGUCAUAUAGAGCUUGAAGAAACCAAUCAAACAAAAAAGUUUUCAAUUUUUAGUCAAAGUUUUUAUCAAUAAUUUUUUUCUUCUCUUUGUUGUUUGUAAAUUGUGUUCUGUGAUUUAUUUUUCUUCCCUUUAGCCAAAGAGAAAGACAUGGGCAAGCAAGGACCUUGCAAUCACUGUGGAGUUACAAGCACUCCUUUAUGGCGCAAUGGACCUCCUGAGAAGCCAGUAUUGUGCAAUGCAUGUGGGUCGCGGUGGAGGACUAAAGGGACCCUUGCAGACUAUACCCCACUUCAUUCUCGGGUUGAACCUGAUGAUUAUCAAGAUCAUAGGACUUCCAGAAUGAAGAGCAUAUCUAUAAAUAAGAAAAAGGAAAUCAAACUGCUGAAAAGAAAACCAAAUCAUGAGACAGCAGUUGCCGCCCCUGAUUACAACCAGGGUUUCUGUAGGUUUGUGGAUGAAGAUACUAGUUAUAGAUCGAGUUCUGGAUCCGCAAUAUCUAAUUCUGAAAACUAUGCCCAGUUUGGCAGCGCAGAUGCAAGUGACUUCACAGGGUCUGCUCGAUCUAACGUGCGGAAGUCAAUGGUGCCUUCUAUGGAAAGGACCUUCUUAAAUCGUCCUAAGCAAUCUUCAGUUGAGAAACUGACAAAAGAUUUGUAUACUAUUUUACAUGAACAACAGUCUUCAUAUUUCUCUGGAUCAUCUGAGGAGGAUUUACUUUUUGAGAGUGAAACACCCAUGGUUUCUGUUGAGAUUGGACACGGAAGCAUUCUAAUUAGACAUCCUAGCUCAAUAGCUCGAGAUGAGGAAUCUGAAGCUAGCUCACUUUCAGUUGAAAACAAACAAUAUUCAGUGAAUGAGGCGUAUUCAUAUUCCUCAAAUUUCUCUGCAUACAAUGAUAUCAAGGCCGUGAAACUUUUAGGACGUGCAAUCGAAAAGGCUAAGAAUCCAGCUGGACCUGGAAUGCAGCACGAGCAAUUUAAGAGCAGGGACAAGGCUCAACAUGAAAAAUCACUAAUGCUGGAAAGUCAUAAGUCACCACUGUGUAACAUAGAUUUAAAUGAUAUCCUCAACUUCGAGGAGUUUGUGAAACAUUUAACAAACGAAGAGCAGCAGCUAUUGUUUCAGUAUCUACCUCCACUCGACAUUGCCAAACUCCCCGAUAGCCUCGAAAGCAUGUUUGAAAGCCCUCAAUUCAAGGAUAACCUCUGUUACUUCCAGCAACUGCUUGAGGAAGGCGUCUUUAAUAUCUCUGUCCCGGGGGUGAAAGCCGAAGAUUGUAAGACUUUGAAGAGACUUGCAUUAUUUAAUUUGACGAAAUCACAAUGGGUGGAACGCAGUCAUGUACUUAAGCUGCAGAGAUGUAAAAGUAGUAUUAAAGGGCCUGUGAUUGCUAGAGGACCAACUGCCGUUACAUCGAACAAUUCGGCGAUUAUGAAGAGAUCACGUGACUGCCAAAGCCAAAAUUUUCCAGAAGCAAGUUCCUUAAAGUUCCCUAAAAAGGUAUUCAUGAAGGCUACUUAUGAAAACAAAGAAGCCAUAGACGACGAUGGUUCAUGCUUUAGUCCGAGAAGCCUCUUCGCUUUGCCUCCUAUUGGUGGCUCUCUCGUGAUGGAUUCUCUGCAUUUCGUCGAUGAAAGUUCCGACCAAGAUUUGCUUCUGGAUGUGCCACCCAAUGGCUCAUUCCCACAGGCGGAACUGCUUCAUCCUACCUUAAGUUUCGGGCAACAGGCAAGCACUAGUAGUAGCUCAGCACGUUCACAUCUUGUGAAUCCAUAUUAGCAAGAGAUCCCAUGACCAGGGUCUACAUAUUUUGCAUGUCAAACACCAAAGACUGUGAUUUAGGUUUGAUGGUUGCUCUUUU
Molecule: messenger RNA, 2223 nt
Organism: Hibiscus syriacus
Lineage: Eukaryota; Viridiplantae; Streptophyta; Magnoliopsida; Malvales; Malvaceae
Product: GATA transcription factor 26-like
Exons: 8
Coding region: 510-2141 (543 amino acids)
Biological process (GO): regulation of DNA-templated transcription
Molecular function (GO): zinc ion binding; sequence-specific DNA binding
Source: RefSeq, a predicted model, not a curated record